Messenger RNA from Atta colombica, 2721 nucleotides. RefSeq lists its product as uncharacterized. The record is from RefSeq and is a predicted model, not a curated record. The coding region runs from base 592 to 2535 and encodes 647 amino acids. Lineage: Eukaryota; Metazoa; Arthropoda; Insecta; Hymenoptera; Formicidae. The transcript is spliced from 8 exons.
UCGCUUGACCGUGCCGUAGCCGUAGAGCUAGCUGCGCUUUGUGCGCUUGAUUUGUCAAGGGAACGAGCAUAGCGUAAUCGAGAGGCAAAGCAACCUGAGUAAUUCGUCGUGCCGGAUGCCGCCACGUUAAUACAUUUUCGUCGGCGUGACACGUCAAUCCGACGACUGCAGUAACGACCAAGAUACCGGCGACGAGAGAACGACGACGUCGUCGACGACGGCGACAAGAAGAAGGACAAGGAAGACGGAGAGAAGAACGACAACGACGACGACGACGGGAAGAAGAGGAACGCGUGGCCAUCGGUCCCGUGUCGGCGAUGUGGCGAGCGUCCUGGGCCGCUGGGUGUUCGGCGGGGGUGCUCGCGCGUCCCGUGACGGCCGUGGCGAAUCUCCGGAUCGAGGGGUGAGGAAAUCGACGUAGGAACAGCUUGGGGCGCGCUCAGGUGAAGUGCGAACGAGCGAGCGAACAAGCGCAAGCGAGUUUCACAAGAUCGCCCUUACCGAGUCGCGCCGUAGCCAGGAGGCAACGACAACUACUCGUCCUCGUAGGUCGACGGUAGGUAAAUAGAAUACCCUCUACGUUAGAGCGUAAUGAUGGCAUCGCAGAAUCAGGGCGCCGUCAAUGUCUCCUCGUCCGGUAUAACGUCGGCAAUAACAAUGACGACGACAAUGACGACUACGACGGCAAAUGGGCCGCCAUCGACGUUGGCACCGUCGCCGUCGCCGGGUACCACCGUCCUGACCAGUGCGGCCACCAUCUCGGUCGCGAAGGCAUUCACCUCUGGUACUCAACCAUCACAAUUGCAAUCCCAGCAACAAUUGCAGCAGCAAGCCAACAACAUUGAAUCGUUGGAUAAGAGUUCCUCCAAUACUCUCAAGCGUAAUCCAAAGAUGGAGCUGAGCAAAACUGAUUUGCUGAAGUUACUGGGAUAUCUGGAAGGCGAGCUCCAAGCAAGAGACAUAGUGAUAGCGGCAUUAAAAUCAGAAAAAAUGAAACAUCUUCUAAGUUCCCGGUAUCUUAGCAGUACUGCAGAUCCACAUGCAGCAUUAGCUCGCGACGUUGCAAUAGUAGGUGGUGUUAUUGGUGUUGAAGGAAAUCAAAUUGAUCAACAAGUCGCUAGUCUUGAAGCACUAGUGACACAACAAAGAAAGGCACAAUGUAGAAUGACUAAAGUUCUUAGAGAUGCAGAAAUUAGGCACAGAGCGGUAAUUAAAGAAUUGGAAGAAGAGAAACGAAAACAUGAACAUGAUACUGCUCAAGGUGACGAUAUCACUUAUGGUCUUGAGAAAGAGCGAACAAGAUUAAAAAAAGAGUUAGAAUUAGAGAAACAAGAAAAGAAGAGAUUAGAGAUGGAGUUAAAGAAAGUUAACGAUCAUCUCGAGGAAGAGAAGAGUCGACAGAAACAGAUAGUCCUGCUCCUUUUAGCAGAACGUAAAAAGAUUAUUAUGAAGUAUAUUGAGGAGAGAAAACGAUCUGAGGAUUUGGCUCAAAUACUCAGUGAAGAGAAAGUUAGAAUAGAUUCAAUGGCUGAGGGUCUCGAAGAAGAGAGUAAAAAGUCACUGCAGAUGGAAGCGGAAUUGGAAAAACAAUUAGCACAAUUCGAUAUGGAGAGGCAGCAAUAUCGGCAAGCCCUCGUGAAAGAGGAAAAGAGAGCCAAGGAUUUUGAAACGGAAUUAGAAAAGUUACGAGGCGAAAUGGACACGUGGAAAGAGUCGCAGGCUCGCGGUCCUGCCAGAGGAGUUGGCGCAACUCCACCACCACCGCCUGCAAAACCAGCGAAUUUGGUCGCCAUGCCGACGUUAAGGCCGGCUAGUGCUCCACAAACAAUGAAAGGGGCAGUCUUAGGUACAGGAACACCUAUGGUUAGUAGUAAAGUUGUCCAGCCUACUGCGACAGUGUCCAGUGUUCCUGUCAGUGGUCCAACGACUGGAAUUGCUAGAUCUGUAACACCUGGACAAGCACUUCGCGGAGUUGCAUAUACGCCUAAUUUAACAUCUGUGGGUGGAGAAUCUACAGCUCCUUCAGAUACGCAGGCCGUAGAGAAGCGACAGCCAGUUGUACCUGCGCCCGUUAGUACUGCGGCUGCCGCCGCGGCUAAACUUAUCACAUCGUCGCAAGCCGCCGUCGCCACUGCGGGGAAGCUCGGUUUUCACGUUGGCCAAUCUUCAAGUCCUGCCGCAAGCCCCACUGUUCAAGCAUCCUCUGCCGCCGCCGCCGCCAGUGGUGGUAGCGGCGGCGGUUGUAUCCUGCCCGCGAAAAAGCCACCGAUCUCGCGCGGCGUACCACCCCCGGUACCACCAAAUAAGCCAGUGGUACCGCCAAAAAAGGAGGCAGCCGCUUACCUCCGAAGACCGGAACUGCAGUCGCAAAGCGCACCGCAACAGGAUACCAUUAAAUACGGUAAACAGACGGCCCCGUCGCACAGUGCGGCGAGCACAGCGGCGAGCGGAACCGCUCCUCUGCAAGCGCAGCAACAACCACUUCCGGCGAGCAUCACUCAAGCUGCUGCCGAUGAAGAGACAAAGCCGCGUUGAUUUAGCGCUGAAAGAGAGAGAGAAUAAAAGCAUACAUAUACUGCGAUACGUAAUAGAAAAGAGAAAGAGAGACGCUACGUCGCGAAGCUUGGAAUCUAUACUGGAUCUGCACGGUGCAAGAGAUUCCGUAUUUGCAGGAGACCAUUUCUAAGAUUGCCAAGGAGAGAGAAACGAAAAGAAAGCGCU